This is a messenger RNA of Sphaerodactylus townsendi, 2183 nucleotides long. Its product is annotated as zinc finger protein 524-like. Gene Ontology annotation, biological process: regulation of transcription by RNA polymerase II. Bases 198 to 1322 code for a protein of 374 amino acids. Gene Ontology annotation, molecular function: DNA-binding transcription factor activity; RNA polymerase II cis-regulatory region sequence-specific DNA binding. NCBI's taxonomy places the organism in Eukaryota, Metazoa, Chordata, Lepidosauria, Squamata, Sphaerodactylidae. The record is from RefSeq and is a predicted model, not a curated record. The transcript is spliced from 2 exons.
GCGCGCCUCCCGGAUGCCCAGCUGAGGCCGGCCAGCCUCUUUUGUUCUGCAGCGGCCGGGCGGCCAGAGGUUGCUUUCCCCGCCGGACCUUCGCCUCCUCCCCACCCAGCCACCCAUUGCAACCACUAGCUGCAGCAGAUCACGAUGCAAAACAGCAAUGUCUCUGUAGCUGAACGCGCUCUUGUUCCUGGUGCCCAAUGGAGCCAUCCCACAGGUGGCAUGUCGAGAGGGGUGAUGGGCAUCCAGCGGAGCUGCAGGCCAAGGCGCGGGUGCUGGUGCCCGGCGGGAGUAGUUGGCCGAGAACGGAAAACCACGGCGGCAUCGAGCUUGAGCACCAGGUGAUGGAAACCUGCCCCCCAGUUCCUUGGGCCCACUACGCGCAGACAUCAGUCAAUAAUGAUAUCCCCCAAAACCAUGUGGGGAUAGAGGACCGGCCCUCCCACCCGGAGAUCUACAGCAUUGCUCUAUGGGGACCAAAACUGCACUCAGCACUGACCAAACACAGAGGGGGGCGGUCCAGCUUACAGGUUUUGCCUUCUGUGGCCAAGCAUCGGGGCCAACCAGGAGAGGGAGCCGGGGCCGACGAGGGCUCCCUGGUGCUGAUCGACGCGGAAGGGGUGCCUCACACGGUAUCCCGACAGGAGGUGGAGCUGGCCGGGCAGGUGCAAUCUUCAGAACCUGAGCUACUGGCAUCCGCGCCGCCGCCGCGGCAGCUGUACUUCUGUCCGAUAUGCCUACGGACGUUCCUGUACCAAUCGGACCUGGAGCGCCACAGCAUUACGCACUCGGAGAGCAAGCCGUACGUGUGCCGUGAGUGCGGCAAGGCCUUCAAGCGCUCCUCGCACCUUCAGCGGCACAAACACAUCCACACCGGCGAACGGCCCUUUAGCUGCCCUGUUUGCCGCAAGGGCUUCCGCGAAUCUGGGGAGCUUUUGCGCCACCAGCGGGUGCACACGGGGGAGAAGCCCUACCAAUGCCAGAUCUGCCGCUUGCGCUUCACGGAACGCAACACCCUCCGCCGGCAUGCCAAGCGCAAACACGCCCGCGAGACCUACUAUCAGCGCUCUGUUGAGGAGGGCGGUGGCAGUUGGACUAUGGCUGGGGAUUGGGAAUCGGAGGUGGUGGCAGGAACUGGAGACUGGGGGAUGGAGGAGCUGGACAGAGGCUGGAACAACGACACGGUGGAGGACUGGGUUGGGGACAGCAGCCACUGGCGGGAACCUGAAGAAGGUGGCGCAGGAGGCACACCUGUGGCCAUGUCGCACCUGCCCGAGACAGAACUUGUCAAGGACAAAGACAAACUUGAGAUCCAGCCCCCCUAAGUACACAAAUGCUGGGGGGGGGGGGGGACCAGUGAUGAAACAGGACUGAGAAAUGAACUCUGCCCUGCAAUUUCCUGUCAUGGCUGAAAUCUCUGCAACUGUCCCCCUUCGUGACUUCUCUCAGAGACACAAGUCUGACUGGAUGUCAAAGACCUUGACGUGCCAGCGCUUGGAGAAAUGGGUGGGCAUAGUGGCAGGAAGUAUUCUUCAUUCCAGCAGCUGUAUCCUGGCAUCCCAGAGCUAUUCAGAGACUGAAGGGGCCGCAUUCAGACAUGUUCUGUAACAGGGUGGAGCGAGAGCCGAUUGGAGAUUUUUGCUCUUUUAAGUAUGUGGCACUUUUCUGAGAAGGAUGGGUCCCCCACAAUGUACCAAACAAAACUUUGAUAUAUGGUGCACAUCUGUAAGAUUAUUUACCCCCUUCCUAACUGCUUCUUUUUUUAAAAAAAAAAAGAGAUGAUCCUCCAUUCAAUGGAACGCUUUCAGUUUGCAUACAUGUCAAUGAAUUAAAGAGAAGUGGAAUCCUUCCCCGCUACCCCUUCUCCAUUCCCAAGAAAGGUGGUCUAAGUUUCAAAAGCAUUCCAGAUGUUCAUAAUGAUAAUGUCUAUGUCUAGGGUGUGAUAGAAGGAGAGCAGACAUGCUGGGCAUGACGUGGAAUUGUAUACCUUCUUUUAUGUGCUCCUCAGCGGGUGUUAGAGGGUGACACAGAAUUCUAAAGAGCAGGCCAAGACACAGCUGGAUUAAUGUCUGAGGGGAAGCAAAAAACUGAAGUAAUAUUUAACUGCCUUGGGUGCUUUGGCAGAAAAGUGGUACAGAAAUGUACUAAACACAUUCAUGAAAUAAAUACAUCUAUGAAGUGGAAAA